UCGUCUCAACUGUCCGCAACACCCCAUUCAUUUAGCAGCCGUAGUUCACGCACGAAGCAUUCCUUCUGUGGCUGUUUGGACGCCGCGCAGCGAUGUCUCUGUGUAGAGCGGCCUGGCAAAGAUGUGGGCCUUUGGCCCGGCAGUACCUGACGCACCGCUCCCCCCUGAUCAGAGAUGGGGUCCCUCGGAGGCUUAUGUCAUCAGUCCCUGGUGGUUCUGGGGAAAAUAUCGUUUAUGUUGUUCUCUGUGGUGGAGCCUUCGCAGCUGCACUCGCCUAUACAUACCGGACAGUGACAAGUGACCACGCCAGAUUCAAUGAUCGCAUCACUGAGAUCAAGGCUCGUCCUCGACCUGGAUGGGAACCCAAACCAUGGCCACCCAAGAACAGGGAUGAAGAAGAGGACGGAGGUGAUGAGGAAGGAGAGGAGGCUGCUGAGGCAGAGGAGGGAGCAGAGGGAGGUGAAGCUGAAGAAGAGGCGGCAGCAGCGGAGGAGUCCGCUGAGGAAGAGGGCGGAGCCGCCGAAGCGAACGGCGAAGAGGCGGCCGCGCCAGAGGAGGUUUCGUUAGAAGCAGCUGAAGCUAACGGAGAGGAGGCAGGGCCUGUGGAGACUGUGGUGGAGAGCGUUGCUGAAGCCGUCGCAGAGACGGCGGAGGUGGUCGCCGAGGUUGCUGAGGCGGUUUCCGAGGCUGCAGAGGAAGUAGCCGCUGUAGCGGAAGAGGUGGAGAAGGUGGCGCAAGAGGUAGAAGCAGCAGCAGAAGCAGUAGCAGCACCUGCUGUCCCAGCUGAAGAGGCACCAGCUGUAGAGGAGCCAGCACCAGAACCUGCUGCUCCAGAACCAGUAGCUGAAGAAGCAGCUGCUCCAGAACCAGUAGCUGAAGAAGCAGCUGCUCCAGAACCAGUAGCUGAAGAAGCAGCUGCCCCAGAACCAGUAGCUGAAGAACCAGCUGCCCCAGAGCCAGUAGCUGAAGAACCAGCUGCCCCAGAACCAGUAGCUGAAGAAGCAGCACCAGUUCCUGAACCAGUGGCUGAAGAGCCAGCUGCAGCGGCUGAGCCUGUAGCUGAGGAACCAGCAGCAGUAGAAGCAGCACUGGCUGAGGCUAUGGAGGAACCAGCAGCAGAGAGCGAUGGUACGGCAGAUGCCUCGUAAAGAGGAAGAGCCAGAAACACGGGCUUCUUACAUAAAGGCCUGACAGGCCUCUGGGUAUAAACACACUCAAAUCCGCACACAUACACACACUCUUCCCACAAUCAACAGUAUACAAUUCAAAACUGCCCAACUCAUUAACCUGUCAGUAGAAAUUUCAGGGGUGUUGUUAACCCUUUGGCAUGCAGUUAAAAAUACCAGGACACUAUGUGUACACACACACACACACGCACACAUUCACAGAAUAAUGCUGGAGACAGAGUCAUAUUUAUCCAAAACCCUUCAAAAUCAAAUCAGUGAUGUUUUAUUUCUUUUGCCCUCCAUAAAUAACCUUUUGUAUCUGUUAUUUAUUAAGGUUGUAAAGGUCAUAGAUCAUGAGCUUGAAUGUACAAAGAAGGGAAUGCACAUUAGAUAUCCUUUAUUAGAGCGUCUCUUCACUCUGUAGAAGCUUUAUGUGUGGCAUAUUGAUUGAAUUGGAUUCUGGAUGAGCCGGGUUGAAUCUCGUACCAAAUGCUGCACACCCUGUUGUGUAUAUCUUUGUUCUAAAUCAUGGGUGAGUUGAAAUGGCUAGUUUAGGUUUUAUGAAAUUGAUAGUAAUGUAUAAAUAUUGCCCUUUUGAAUUCCCUUGCCAGAUAAGAAUGAGUUAGAAUGAACAUCUCAACAAUUGCAAGAGUAAACUGGCUAAGAUACAGUGCAGUUAAAGAAGUGAUACUGAAGACUCUGUGUUGGCAGUUUGAGCUACUCAAGCCUUUUUAUGAAAUGUGACCAAAAGGAAAAACUCCUGCCUUUCUCUUUAUUUUCCUACUCCUGUAUCAGUCUUUAUCUCUCACAGCAUAGAACAAAACUCUUUUCACACAUGUAAGAGGGGGGAAGAAAAACUCUCACUCACUCCCAACAUUCACAAACCUGAGCCAGCUUCAUGUGACCUUUAACCUCUUUCCUGCCUUACUUGUUCUUUUCUGAAGCACAACUCUGCAUGCCGAAACGCAAAUGCCACCUCUGACCAACUGCUCUGUGCUUUUUUUUUUGUCUUUGAACUUUUAGUAUUUGUAUGUAGCCCCAAUACUUUGACUACCAGUAGUUACACACAACUUGCUGGAACUCGAUUUUUUUGUUUGUUUGUUUGUAAGAGGCCUUUAUAAGUUGUGCUUCUGCCAGAUAUCACUCAGUUGGUAUAUGCCAUGCCAGUGUACUGUGAAGCUUACCUUAUGGCCCUCUCUAACUCUUGGGGAACUCUGAAAGAUUUUGGCUAUGCCUGUGUAACAGUGUGUGGAAAUAUUAUUAGUUUUUGAAAUUCUCUGCUGUACAAAGGAACUGUGAGGAACUCAUAAAGUUCAAAAGGAAGUGUCCACUAUCCGUAUGUGUGGUUAUUCACAUUGCUCCUUUAACUGGCUUAAAGAGUCAUGUAUUGAAGAGAACUGGUCAAGGGAAUUCAAGCCAUCUAAUAAAGAACUGAGAACUCAAAAAUAAACA
Molecule: messenger RNA, 2618 nt
Organism: Chanos chanos (milkfish)
Lineage: Eukaryota; Metazoa; Chordata; Actinopteri; Gonorynchiformes; Chanidae
Gene: mgarpa
Product: mitochondria localized glutamic acid rich protein a
Exons: 5
Coding region: 93-1148 (351 amino acids)
Biological process (GO): anterograde axonal transport
Cellular component (GO): mitochondrion
Source: RefSeq, a predicted model, not a curated record